Merops nubicus (carmine bee-eater) is the source of this 4362-nucleotide messenger RNA. RefSeq names its product kinesin family member 13B (gene KIF13B). Gene Ontology annotation, biological process: regulation of protein localization; microtubule-based movement. Gene Ontology annotation, cellular component: adherens junction. The annotation marks the transcript as partial. NCBI's taxonomy places the organism in Eukaryota, Metazoa, Chordata, Aves, Coraciiformes, Meropidae. The transcript has 35 exons. The record is from RefSeq and is a predicted model, not a curated record. Gene Ontology annotation, molecular function: ATP binding; cell adhesion molecule binding; microtubule binding.
GUGUUUGCUUACGAUCACUGCUUCUGGUCUAUGGAUGAAUCUGUCCAAGAAAAAUAUGCAGGUCAAGAUGUUGUUUUCAAGUGCCUUGGAGAGAAUAUUCUUCAAAAUGCCUUUGAAGGCUAUAAUGCUUGCAUCUUUGCCUAUGGGCAAACUGGGUCUGGAAAGUCAUACACAAUGAUGGGUACUGCUGACCAGCCUGGAUUAAUCCCUAGACUUUGCAGUGGACUCUUUGAAAGAGCCCAGAAAGAGGAAAAUGAAGAGCAGAGUUUCAAAGUGGAAGUAUCCUACAUGGAGAUAUACAAUGAGAAAGUCAGAGAUCUUCUUGACCCCAAAGGAAGCCGUCAGACACUAAAAGUGAGAGAACACAGUGUUUAUGGGCCUUAUGUAGAUGGUCUGUCCAAAUUAGCUGUUGCUAGCUACAAGGACAUCGAGUCCUUGAUGUCUGAGGGCAACAAAUCUCGGACAGUGGCUGCAACCAACAUGAACGAGGAGAGCAGUCGCUCCCACGCCGUCUUCAAGAUCAUCCUCACCCACACACUCUAUGAUGCACAGUCUGGGACAUCAGGGGAGAAGGUGGGCAAGCUGAGCCUGGUGGACUUGGCAGGCAGUGAAAGGGCAACUAAGACUGGUGCUGCAGGAGACAGGCUGAAGGAAGGAAGCAACAUUAACAAAUCCCUCACAACUCUUGGGCUGGUUAUUUCUGCCCUGGCAGAUCAGGCUGCUGGCAAGAACAAGAACAAAUUCGUUCCAUAUCGUGAUUCUGUGCUCACUUGGUUACUUAAGGACAGCCUUGGUGGAAACAGCAAGACUGCCAUGGUAGCAACAGUGAGUCCAGCUGCAGACAACUAUGACGAGACCCUGUCAACACUGAGGUAUGCAGACAGGGCCAAGAACAUUGUGAACCACGCCGUGGUGAACGAAGACCCCAACGCCCGCAUCAUCCGGGAGCUCCGCGAGGAGGUGGAGAAGCUGAGAGAGCAGCUCACGAAAGCAGAGGCAAUGAAAUCACCAGAAUUAAAAGAACGAUUGGAGGAAUCAGAAAAGUUGAUUCAGGAAAUGACUGUGACCUGGGAAGAAAAAUUAAGAAAAACUGAAGAAAUAGCACAGGAGCGUCAGAAACAGUUGGAGAGUCUUGGCAUAUCCCUUCAAUCUUCUGGAAUAAAAGUUGGGGAUAACAAGUGCUUCCUGGUUAAUUUGAAUGCAGAUCCAGCUCUCAAUGAACUUCUGGUAUACUAUUUAAAGGAGCACACGUUAAUAGGGUCAGACAACUCUCAAGACAUUCAGCUGUGUGGAAUGGGAAUUCUUCCUGAACACUGCAUUAUAGACAUCACCCCAGAAGGACAGGUUAUGUUAACACCUCAGAAAAAUACCAGGACAUUUGUAAAUGGCUCUGCUGUCGUGUGUCCUAUCCAGCUACAUCACGGAGACAGAAUACUGUGGGGAAACAACCACUUUUUCAGGCUGAAUUUGCCAAAGAAGAAAAAGAAGGCAGAGCAUGAGGAUGAAGAGCGAGACAACUCCAUGAAGUGCAGUAACAGUGUUGAGCAGCUGGACAUAGAUGGAGACAAUUCCAGUGAAGUGUCUAGUGAGAUAAACUUCAGCUAUGAAUAUGCCCAGAUGGAAGUGACUAUGAAGGCACUUGGUAGUAAUGACCCGAUGCAGUCAAUCCUGCAAAGCCUGGAGCAGCAGCACGAGGAGGAGAAGAGAUCUGCCCUGGAAAGGCAGAGGCUGAUGUACGAGCACGAGCUGGAGCAGCUGCGGCGGCGGCUGUCCCCGGAGAAGCAGCACGGCCGCAGCAUGGACAGGUUCUCCUUCCACUCCCCCAGCGCCCAGCAGCGCUUGCGCCAGUGGGCAGAGGAGAGAGAGGAGAUGUUGACCCACAGCCUGCGGAAGCUGCGGGAGCAGAUUGUUAAAGCCAACCUGUACGUCAGAGAGGCCAAUUUUAUUGGAGAGGAACUGGACAAGAGGACAGAGUAUAAAGUUACCCUCCAGAUCCCAGCUUCAAGCCUUAAUGCCAACAGCAAGAGAGGUGCAAUUCUCAGCGAGCCAGCUAUUCAGGUGAGGAGGAAAGGGAAAGGCAAACAGAUCUGGUCACUGGAGAAGCUGGAGAAUCGACUGGUAGAUAUGAGAGAUCUUUACCAGGAGUGGAAAGACUGUGAGGAAGACAACCCAGUGAUGAGAGCUUACUUCAGGAGAGCUGACCCCUUCUACGAUGAGCAGGAAAACCACAGCCUUAUUGGAGUAGCCAACGUUUUUCUUGAGUGCCUGUUCUAUGAUGUGAAGCUGCAAUAUGCUGUUCCAAUCAUCAAUCAGAAGGGAGAGGUUUCAGGUCGACUUCAUGUUGAAGUUGUUCGAGUGAGUGGCGAGAUAGAUGACAGGUUGGUUGGAGGUGAGGAUAGUCCAGACUAUUCAAGUGAAAGUGACACUCAGGAAAGAAAACUUGUCUGCAGGAUUAAAAUACUUCAAGCUACAGGACUGCCACAGCACCUCUCCAACUUUGUGUUCUGCAAAUACACAUUCUGGGAUCAGCUGGAGCCAGUGAAUGUUGCCCCUGAGGUGGAUUCUUCUUUAUCUUCCAUCAGCAAGGAGCCACGCUGCAUGGUUGUCUUUGAUCACUGCAAUGAAGUUUCUGUAAAUAUUUCUGAAGACUUCAUGGAACAUCUCUAUGAUGGUGCUUUGGCCAUUGAAGUGUAUGGGCACAAGCAGAGCGGCGACCGCAAAAAUCCAGCCCUGUGGGAUCUGGGAAUAAUCCAAGCCAAAACACGGAGCCUGCGUGACAGGUGGAGUGAAGUGACCAGAAAAGUAGAACUGUGGGUUCAAAUCCUGGAGCUGAAUGAGAAUGGGGAGUACUGCCCAGUUGAGGUGACUCCUGCCAAGGAUGUCUGCACAGGAGGCAUCUUCCAGCUCAGACAGGGGCAAUCUCGACGUAUCCAGGUCGAAGUGAGAUCUGUGCAGGAAUCUGGGACCUUGCCACUGAUGGAGGAAUCAAUAUUAUCUGUUGGCAUUGGCUGUGUUCAAAUAAAACAUGUCAAGUCACCAAAAGUACCUGAAAAUUACCCGGAGGAAGAGGAUGAAAUGGACAGUUAUCAGGACAGGGAUUUGGAGAGGCUCCGUCGGAAGUGGCUCUGUGCCUUAACCAAGCGCCAGGAGUAUCUCGAUCAGCAGCUGCAAAAACUUGUUGGGAAGCCUGAUAAGACAGAGGACGAUGCAGACCGGGAGGCACAGCUUUUGGAGAUGAGGCUGACGCUGACGGAGGAGCGGAACGCUGUCAUGGUUCCUUCUGCUGGCAGUGGCAUCCCUGGAGCUCCAGCAGAGUGGACUCCUGUGCCUGGUAUGGAAACUCACAUUCCUGUUAUUUUCCUGGACUUGAAUGCUGAUGACUUCAGUUCCCAAGAUAACCUCGACGACCCAGAAGCGGGUGGCUGGGAUGCCACUCUUGUUGCAGAAGAGGAGGAGGAAUUCUUUGAACUGCAGAUUGUGAAGCAUCAUGACACUGAGGUGAAAGCAGAGGCCUCGUGGGAUUCCACAGUCCACGACUGUAUCCAGCUCAGCAAAGGAACAGCAGCAGAUGAGAGGGUGUAUCUCAUUGUGAGAGCCACUGUCCAGCUCAGCCACCCUGCAGACAUGCAGCUGGUGCUCCGCAAGCGCAUCUGCGUUAACGUGUAUGGCAGACAGGGUUUUGCACAGAGUUUCCUCCGAAGAAUGUCUCCCCGAAGUUCCAUUCCUGGCUGUGGUGUCACUUUUGAGAUAGUCUCAAAUAUUCCAGAGGAUGCUCAAGGAGCUGAAGAGCGGGAGGCACUUGCCAGGAUGGCAGCAAACGUUGAAGAUGCAGCUUCAGCUGACUCUGAAGCCUACAUUGAGAAGUACCUGCGGAGCGUGCUGGCCGUGGAGAACAUUCUCACCCUGGACCGCCUGCGCCAGGAAGUCACUGUCAAAGAGCAGCUGAUGGGCAAAGGAAAACUCUGCCGCAGGAGCCUGAGCUCCCCCAACGUCAACCGGCUUUCUGCAAGCCGCCAAGAUUUAGCACCCCCAUAUAACCUGAGUAGUAACAGGAGUUUAAAGGUCCCAGCAGAGGGCCGAUGGGAGAGUCAACAAGAUGUGUCCCAAGGUGCCACAAAUUCCAGUAGAGGCAUCAGUCCAUCUCGUACCUCUCUGCCAGGCUCUGGGCAGCAAAACCACUCUCCUGAUCCAGGUAUUGGUAGCCUGGCUGCUUCCUAUCUGAAUCCUGUCAAGUCUUUUGUGCCUCAGAUGCCAAAGCUGCUGAAGUCUCUCUUUCCUGUUAGAGAUGAGAAAAAGGGCAGGCAGAGCUCUCCUCUUGUGCAGCAGGUAAAAACUGAAAUCCCAGCCUAUGCAGUAACACUG